Molecule: messenger RNA, 2783 nt
Organism: Ceratitis capitata (Mediterranean fruit fly)
Lineage: Eukaryota; Metazoa; Arthropoda; Insecta; Diptera; Tephritidae
Gene: sens-2
Product: zinc finger protein 628
Exons: 5
Coding region: 89-2317 (742 amino acids)
Biological process (GO): regulation of DNA-templated transcription
Molecular function (GO): RNA polymerase II cis-regulatory region sequence-specific DNA binding; DNA-binding transcription factor activity, RNA polymerase II-specific
Source: RefSeq, a predicted model, not a curated record
AGUAGAAAAAUAAAAAAUUUACAUUUUGUUUUUUUAUAAAUUCUUGUAUUGAUUCCCUUGAAAAAUCAGCAAACGCCGAAGAGAAAAAAUGGAAAUAAUCAAAAUGGAAACGAAUUUACAACAGCCAACUGCACCGUCGGCCGCUACACAAGCAACACCCACACCAGUGACAACACAACAACAAAUUUUGCCGACGGCGCCUCAGCCUCCCCACAACAGCAUGUCUACAAGUAGUGUUACUCCUUCCGUGCGACAACAAUCCCAACAGCAGCAGCAGCAACAACAACAACAACAACAUCACCUACCACUCGACUAUAGUUUGGGUAAUUUUAAACCUGCUGUUGCCUCUGAUUUUCCCAGUAAUUUUGUUAGUGGCGGCGGCGGCGGUAGUUCGACGAGUAAUUUACCUUUACGCGAUCUAAAUAUGCGUUCCAAUAUCACAACAACAACAAUACCAAAUCCUACGCAACUUCUACAACAACGUGUUCAACAACAACACGGUGUCAAUGAUCAAACGCAAGAUUAUCAGCCGGUGUCGGCAUUUAAAGCGGUAUUGCCGAAGAAGAAAAUCGCCGACGAUGAACUUGCCUUCAGCAUAAAUCGCCUUGUGAAGUCCGAACACUUAUCCACUCAUCAUCCCUCCGCACUUCAUAGUGCCACCAACAGCACUAAUCCCGCGAAGGUGCAGCAUGACGAGGACAACAACAACUCAAUUAGUAUAUUGAGCAAAAAUCAAAUAUUACAAUGGAAAUUACAACAACCUCUCAGUGAUAGCGGUAUUAGCGAACCACAUUCCUACAUCGAACGCGAUAUGCUUUCACGAUCACGCAGCCAUUCACGCACCUCAUCACAAAUCGAUCUCGACGAUGAUAGUAAUUGUCGACGUUCACUGCAUUCACGUUCGCGUUCACGUUCGAGUUCGGUAGAGCUCGAAGUGGAUUCACCGCCACCACCUGCCUUUCAACAUCACAACAAUAAUCGCGAAAGUCCAAUCAGUUCGCCACCAACGACCGCAGAACUGUUAAUUAGCUCGAGUCCGAAAAAGUCUGAAAUGUUUUCAGUAUCGGCCCUACUGAGACGCGAUGAACCUGUUCAUGCUGCUGCUGGUGGUGGUGGUGGUGGUGGUGGUUGUGGUGGUGUAACGGUUCUGCGGCCAACGCAAAAGUCGCCAGCAGCUGUGAAUCUGCCUAUGGGCAUGAAUCCAUUCGAAGCAUUUCGCAAUGGUUAUACGACGAGUAGCGGAGCUGCUGCCGGCAGUGGCGGUCCGGCGGGCUAUGAGCCGGCAUUCUUUCAACGUCCACUACUACCGCCCGCGUUUCCGCUUUUUGCCGCCUUUGCACUGCAUCAGGGUCAGCAAUCUGGCUUAACCUCAGCCUAUCAUCCCGCUUCGCAGGAAGAUCUCUUUCGUCUACGCAAUCUAAUGGUGCCGUUGCAGUCAAGCCAAAAUGGUGAUGCGUCUGGUCUGCCGCCAAAUUCCCAUCUCGGCCUGCCACAUCCACCACAUCUGCAUUUCCACCAUAUGGCCAAAUGGCCUGGCCUGCCGCAAUUCAGUGACCUUUACUCAUGCAUGAAAUGCGAAAAGAUGUUCUCCACCCCACACGGCCUCGAAGUCCACUCACGGCGUACACAUCACGGCAAGAAGCCCUACGCUUGCGAACUGUGCAACAAGACUUUCGGUCAUGAAGUUAGUUUGAGUCAACACAGAGCUGUGCAUAAUGUGGAGAAGGUCUUUGAGUGUAAACAAUGCGGUAAACGUUUUAAACGCUCCAGCACUCUGUCCACACACCUGCUGAUACAUAGCGACACACGGCCUUAUCCAUGCAGUUAUUGCGGUAAACGUUUUCAUCAAAAGAGCGAUAUGAAGAAGCACACCUACAUACAUACGGGUGAAAAACCCCACAAAUGCACUGUCUGCGGCAAGGCAUUUAGUCAAAGUUCCAACCUCAUCACACACUCACGCAAACAUACCGGCUACAAACCGUUCGCCUGCAAACUCUGUCACAAAUCCUUUCAACGUAAAGUCGAUCUGCGACGCCACAAAGAAACUCAACAUACCGAUCUGCGGCCGCUUAUCGAACGUAAUCUCGGCGGCAAAGUGGAAUUCAUGGCAGCAGCUGCAGCAGCGGCGGCGGCACAACAAAUGGGUCAACAUGAUGGUCUGACGCCCACGAUGGUUGGUCAUCAUGAAGGUGGAGCCAAUGGUGGUAUGGGUUCUGCUGCUGCAGCAGCAGCGGCGGCGGCAGCGGCAGCAGCUGCAAACUCUAUCAAUUCACAAUUGGCUUCGAUGAAUUGUCAAAAGGUUUCGUUGUUGGUAUAACAGGCACAAUAACAAAGACAACAAUUACAAUUACAACAACAACAGCAUGAAAGACUAUUGGAGCAGCAGCAUCGAUUGCAGCAACAAUGUUUGCGAGUUGACUAGAUGGUAAAAGCUGGAAUGUGUUGGAGUAAUGUAAGGAGUAAUUAGAUAACAACAACAACAACAACAACGAUGAUGUGCAAUAAAAUGUAAAAAAAUAGAAACAAUUAAAUGUUGCUUAUAUAAAGGUUAAGAAUUAACUUUAGUCGCAGAAGGUUUGCGGCGAAAUCCAUGCACAUCCAGUCACAGUGUCUGCAUUUAUUAAAAAGCAUUUUCAGUGUUGCCAAAGCAAAGCACUAGCCUUGCGCUUCUUCAUUAAGUUUAUUAUGUAAAAAUAUAAUAUAUUUUUCUAAGUCUAAAAUAGUCCCAUCCACAAUAAUAGACAAAAAAAGCCGAAGAGAUGAAUGAAAAAUUUAAUUUAACA